Molecule: messenger RNA, 3588 nt
Organism: Prosopis cineraria
Lineage: Eukaryota; Viridiplantae; Streptophyta; Magnoliopsida; Fabales; Fabaceae
Product: importin subunit beta-1-like
Exons: 3
Coding region: 175-2802 (875 amino acids)
Biological process (GO): protein import into nucleus
Cellular component (GO): cytoplasm; nucleus
Molecular function (GO): nuclear import signal receptor activity; small GTPase binding
Source: RefSeq, a predicted model, not a curated record
UAGGCGUCUCUGCUUGUCCCACUCUCACGCCCUCCUAGGGUUUCAGAGUCGCCGCGCUUCUUCUAGCAUUGAAUUUUUCUUCAACUGCUUCAUCACUCUUCUCAGUGUUCACUGCUUUAUUGGUUAAUUAUCUGUGAGGUUCUUUCUCCGUCUCUUCUUUGUGAUUAGAUUUGUAUGCUUCAGGUUCAGAUGGCUAUGGAGGUUACUCAAAUUCUUCUAAAUGCACAAGCAGUGGAUGGCACUGUACGGAAACAGGCAGAAGAAAACUUGAAACAGUUUCAGGAACAGAAUCUUCCAAGUUUUUUGUUUUCUCUUGCUGGUGAAUUGGCAAAUGAUGAGAAGCCUGCAGAGAGUCGAAAGCUUGCAGGUCUAGUUCUUAAGAAUGCCCUGGAUGCAAAAGAACAACACAGAAAAAUAGAAUUUGUCCAAAGAUGGUUAUCAUUGGAUCCAACAGUCAGAGCCCAGAUCAAAGCAUUCUUGUUAAAGACCCUUUCCUCCCUUUCUCUGGAUGCUCGAUCAACGGCAGCACAAGUUAUUGCAAAGGUUGCUGGUAUUGAGUUGCCACACAAGCAAUGGCCUGAACUGAUAGGAUCUCUCUUAUCAAAUAUUCCUCAACUUCCUGCUCCUACAAGGCAGGCAACUCUCGAGACUCUUGGAUACAUCUGUGAAGAAGUCUCCCCUGAUGUGGUAGAUCAGGACCAUGUAAAUAAGAUACUCACAGCUGUUGUUCAGGGCAUGAAUUCUUCUGAAACUAAUAAUGAUGUCAGGCUUGCUGCAAUUCAAGCUUUAUACAAUGCGUUGGGUUUUGCUCAAGCAAAUUUUUCGAAUGAUAUGGAGUGUGACUACAUAAUGAGAGUUAUUUGUGAGGCUACUCUUUCCCCUGAAGUGAGGAUUCGACGAGCAGCUUUUGAGUGUUUGGUUGCCAUUUCGUCAACAUACUAUGAAAAGCUGGCUCCUUAUAUGCAAGAUAUUUUCAACAUUGCUGCCAAGGCUGUGAAAGAAGAUGAGGAGCCAGUUGCACUUCAAGCUAUUGAGUUCUGGAGUUCAAUUUGUGAUGAAGAAAUAGAUAUACUAGAAGAAUACGGAGGAGAUUUUAGUGGUGAUUCUGAUAUUCCUUGCUUUUACUUUAUUAAGCAAGCACUUCCAGCUCUUGUCCCCAUGUUAUUGGAGACACUAUUAAAGCAAGAAGAGGAUCAAGAUCAAGAUGAAGGCGCAUGGAACAUAGCUAUGGCUGGUGGCACAUGUUUGGGCCUGGUUGCUCGAACAGUCGGUGAUGAUAUUGUGCCUCUGGUUAUGCCAUUCAUUGAAGAGAAUAUAACAAAACCAGAUUGGAGGCAAAGGGAAGCUGCAACGUAUGCUUUUGGCUCCAUUCUUGAAGGACCAUCACCUGAUAAACUCGUACCACUUGUAAAUGUUGCUUUGAACUUUAUGCUCACUGCAUUAAUGAAGGAUCCAAACAAUCAUGUAAAGGAUACUACUGCCUGGACUCUUGGACGAAUGUUUGAAUUUUUACAUGGCUCAGCUCUGGAAACACCAAUUAUUACUCAGGCUAAUUGUCAACAGAUUAUUACAGUGUUGCUUCAAAGCAUGAAAGAUGUUCCCAAUGUUGCUGAGAAGGCAUGUGGCGCUCUUUAUUUUCUUGCCCAAGGCUACGAGGAUGCUGGAUCUUCAUCCUCUCCAUUGACACCCUUUUUUCAAGAUAUUGUCCAAGCACUUCUUACUGUUACUCACAGAGAGGAUGCUGGAGAGUCACGCCUUCGUACGGCAGCCUAUGAAGCCUUAAAUGAAGUAGUGAGGUGUUCUACUGAUGAAACAACUCCAAUGGUGGUACAAUUAGUUCCCAUUAUCAUGAUGGAGCUUCACCAGACUCUUGAGAAUCAGAGCCUUACAGCUGAUGAGAGGCAGAAUGAGCUACAAGGCCUUCUCUGUGGUUGCUUGCAGGUCACCAUACAAAAGUUAGGUUCAUCAGAGCCAACAAAAUAUCAUUUCGUGCAGUAUGCUGACCAAAUGAUGGCCCUGUUCCUAAGAGUCUUUGCUUCUCAAAGCGCCACAGCACAUGAGGAGGCUAUGCUUGCCAUUGGAGCUCUGGCUUAUGCAACAGGAUCAGAUUUUGUUAAAUACAUGCCAGAAUUUUACAAGUAUCUGGAGAUGGGACUACAAAAUUUUGAGGACUACCAGGUUUGUGCCAUUACAGUAGGCGUCGUUGGUGAUGUAUGUAGGGCCUUGGAGGAUAAGAUAUUGCCUUAUUGUGAUGGAAUAAUGACCCAACUUUUGAAGGACUUGUCAAGUAACCAGCUGCAUCGGUCUGUGAAGCCUCCUAUAUUUUCUUGCUUCGGAGACAUUGCUUUGGCAAUUGGUGAAAACUUUGAAAAGUACUUGUUAUAUGCCAUGCCCAUGCUUCAGAGUGCUGCUGAACUAUCUGCUCACACAUCAGGUGCUGAUGAUGAUAUGAUAGAGUACACAAAUUCCUUGAGAAAUGGAAUCUUGGAGGCAUACUCAGGGAUCUUCCAAGGGUUUAAGGGUUCCCCAAAGACUCAACUCUUGAUGCCCUAUGCUCCUUAUAUACUGCAGUUUUUGGAUAGUUUGUACAUGGAGAAGGACAUGGAUGAUGUUGUGACAAAGACAGCAAUUGGUGUCCUUGGAGAUUUAGCUGAUACAUUGGGUAGUAAUGCGGGACCCUUGAUCCAGCAAUCUGUGUCCAGCAAAGACUUUCUCAAAGAGUGCUUGUCAUCUGAUGAUCAUUUGGUUAAGGAAUCUGCUGAAUGGGCCAAGUUGUCUAUCAGUCGAGCCAUAUCAUUUUGAGGCAAUUGCUAUUUCAUGGGUCAUUGUUCUUGCAUGCAUCUGCGUGUUGAGUGAGUCACAAUUGCAUACCAUGAGUCGGGUCAUCACCAUUUUUGGGCUCAAGUGCUUGAGUACAGCUGUCUGCGUUUCUUGUCAGCAAUAUGAAGUCUUCUUUUUCCAUUUCAUUUUUUAUUUAUUUGUUCUGCAUUGCUAUGGAGGAUGGUGGGUGGUGAUUAGAUUUUCUGCUAACUUGGCAGAAAAUGUGGAGUUUUUGUUGCAGGAGGAAAAAUGAAGUUAAGGGUGAGGAUGGAGAAAAAAUGAUUUUCCCAUGAAACAAAUGCCAAUGCUGUCUCUGUUGGCUUCGCUUGAUUAUAUUUCUUCAUAUGAGGUGGCGGUGUACUGUCUGAUAUUUGGUGGGUUGUAAAGCCUUAACGGGAGGGAUCCAGUCUGUCCUUGUCUUUUUGUUAUUUGUCCUCUAUUAUUUGGUUGUAGAGUGGAAAACAGUUGUCUUAGUCAAUGUCUUGGAAUAGGUAAUGAAACAUAUCUGCGGUCUAGUGAAAUUAGUCAAUCAUUCUUCAUCCAUUAUUCUGUAUUGAGUCCCCCUCCCCCCCCAAAAAAAAAACAGAGAAAAAAAAAGGAGAAAAACUUCAUGAAUCUGUUCGUCUUGAGCUUCUACGAAUAACCUGUCAUGAAGUGAAUCAUCAUAUUUUCUUUUGAUACGAAUCCCAUGCUUAGCAUGGGUGUUUCAGGAGGAAUACAUAAUGCUAAUAAAGUCUCUUGUGGUUGUGCAUAGCAAAGUAAUUAUUA